Messenger RNA from Patella vulgata (common limpet), 3060 nucleotides. RefSeq lists its product as uncharacterized. NCBI's taxonomy places the organism in Eukaryota, Metazoa, Mollusca, Gastropoda, Patellidae. Gene Ontology annotation, molecular function: chitin binding. The transcript has 10 exons. Bases 105 to 2321 code for a protein of 738 amino acids. The record is from RefSeq and is a predicted model, not a curated record.
GCUAGUUACAAAUGGUCAGUGUCACACCGCAGAUUUGAUGACGUAUAAAUUGCACGACUUGGCGAAACUAAAAAUUGUGAAUCUGAAUUAGAAAUUGGGGAAAGAUGGGGUGUUGGUUGAUAUUACUUAUACUAGCUGUACUCACGACUUCAGUACAGGGUUUAGGAGAGGACCUCACAUUAUUGAUUGGACAGAAGGGGUCGAUCGUUGUAGAAGCUGUUAUUGACAAGAUUAGAGAAAAUUGUAUUUUCCCUGGUGAUCGGUUGUUCCUUACACGUUUAGCUUUGGUCCAGUCCAAUAAUGGUCUUAAUAAUGAAGAUGAUUACCAUGGUGGAAUAUGGCAGGUUGACGAGGACAAAUACAGCUCCAUACAAACAUGUCCAGGGAUACUAGACGAAGCAUGUGAAAAAAUUCAAACCACGCUAAAUAUUGACUGGACGGAAACAACUUGGUUAGAUUUACGGAAACCUCUAUAUUCGGGAUUAGCUGCUUCAUUGUACAUCAUGUUUGAAGAAAAUAUACCAUCUAAUAGUAGAAAAGGAUUGUCCGGUGAUAAGAAAGAACAGGCAGGGAUUUGGCAGAAGUUAUUUGCUCCAGCCAGAGACACUUCAGAUUUUGUUAAUAUCCCAAGUUCUUCAUAUAAAGGCACGUGUAACCGACCCAUAGAUUUAGCAUUUAUUAUUGACAGUUCUGGAAGCAUAAAAGAAGAUAAUUUCACCAUGAUUCUACAGUUUAUAACCAAUGUAGUAGAUGGUUUGAAUAUCGGGCCUAACGAAACACAAAUCGCUGUCGUACAAUUUAGUAGUAACGCUUAUGUAGAAUUCUAUCUGAACAGCUACACGGAUAGUGCAAGUUUAAAACGGGAAGUGGCGAAUAUUAGUUAUAUAGGUGUUGGUACCAAUACAGCAGAGGCGUUAAAUAUCACUGCAAAUAGUGUAUUUGUCGAGAGCAAUGGAAUGCGAUCCAACGCAGCGAGAGUGGCCAUUGUUGUAACCGACGGACAAUCUAAUAAUCCAGUUGAGACUAUAGCAGCUGUCCCAAUAUUAAAAUCUAAAGGAGUCAUUGUAUUCUCAGUCGGAGUUGCAAAUGUGAAUCCAGUGGAAUUAGAAACCAUUUCGUCUGAGGUUAAUUGCACCCAUGUUUUUAUUUUGAAUGAUUUUACUGAAAUAGAGACCAUCAUAAAUGAUAUACAGAAAAAGGCGUGUCGAGUCCACCAGAAUUUAUACUACAAUUCACGUAUAACAUUACCUUUAACGGAGAAUGCUGCAGAAGUAUAUGUCAAGAUUCCAGCUCUUAAAAACCAGAGUGUAGUUAUAACAAAUGUGACAUGUGGUGUAGUAAAAAUCUAUGUUUCUGAUGAUUCGUCCAACCCCAGUGCUGCUCUGUAUACUUUAAGAGAUGUGGCAUUACCCGACACACCGUCUGUAAUACGUUUGAAGAACGGAACAGAAGUGACCAUCACCUUUCAGGGGUAUAAAGAAGGAACGUUAAAAACUAUUGGAUGUAAUAGGCCUGUUUUUACAUCUUCAGUUCAGGAAAAUCCUUUAGGUGCUGAAAUUGUUUGUCGUAAGAAUGAAACUGAACAACGGUGUACAUUGACAGAUUUUCAACAGAGUAAAUAUAAUAAGUAUGUCGAAAAUGAUGUUCUAUAUCUUGAUAAAGAUUGUACAUCAGGACUAUUUGGUAAAAGCGAACAGAUUUUACAUACUUACAGUCCCGACCCCACUAAGUUUAUAAAAUGUGACGAAGAUGGGAACUCGUUUAUUACUCAGUGUCCUGAUGGACAGGAGUGGAAUGCAGGUGCACAUACAUGUGGUACACAAAAUAAACCAUCGAAUGAAGACGAUUUACCAUCUGUUGACAAUAGCACAAAUCCAACAAACCAGACUGAGAGUCUAGUGAUUAUUGUAAAUGAUUUUUAUGAGCUGGUUAACAUGUUUAAAAACGAAACAAUGCGGAGUGAAGUUGUGUGUCGUAGAUAUGGUCAAGAGGUCGACUGUACAUUAUUUGAUAUUCAGAUCAGUGAAUACAGCAUAUAUCUGGCCCAAGAUUCAUGGAGUUACAAAACAAAUCCAUGUCCUACGGAAGAUCAUUUAUUAAGAGAAAAGAAGAAUCGCCUGAAAGUUAAUGAGUUGGACAGUAGAAAGUUUAUUAUUUGUAAGCCAGGUGCUGUAAUGUAUGUUACCCAAUGUCCCAACAAGAUGCAUUAUUUCAAAAACGAAUUUAAAUGUCGCUUACCGCAAACUGAAACAGUUUCUUUAGAAAUAUCUGUAGCUGCAGUUGGUACAAUUAAUGACUUUAUUCAAUUAAUACAAAUAUAAUAGCCUGAAUUGGAAAUACGAUUACCUACGUACUUACAUAUUCUAUUUGUUUUCAUUUAAUCUUUCGUCUCAUGAUAUAUUCUAUUUACAGUUCAAGCAUUAUAAUAACGGGUGAAGACACUUCCUUUUAUUAUAUUACUAGAAGAAUGCCCGGCUUCGCUAGAGGGUCAUAACCCCGAAACCGGAAGUGGUAGACUAACGCCACCUGACCUAUGUUACUCCCCGGUCCGAGCUACCCCUAUACCCCAAAUUUCAGACUCGGGGCAGACCUAGUGUAGCCGCCAACCCCGAACAGACAGACAAACAGACGGACAGACAGACAAAUGACAGUCACAAAUAUUAGUAUAGAUAAUCAUAUAUUGAUAUCUAUUAAAAUUUAAUUAAGAUAUAACAAAAAAAAAAACCCUUAAAUUUCUCACCUUUAUUGCUAUUAUAUAGCAAAUUGCUAUCGGUUAACACUACAAUUUACAUGUAAGGAGAUACAAAUAAAAUAUUAUUCAAAAUAUUACACUGACUUAUAAGGACUUUAACGUCACCGUGACGCCAAUAUAAUAUUUUGGGGAAAAACUAUAAAUCUUACGUGUAACUUUAUCGUUAAACAUUAGUUCAUUUCCAGUAGACUUGUGUUUAUUCAUUAUAUUAUGUAAUGUACUGAUCAAUGUAAAAAAAUGUUGAAAUUAGAUUAAAACAAUUCCAAACAUAUACCAACGAAAUGAAAUAAAAUGCGACUUAAUGGGUA